Molecule: messenger RNA, 577 nt
Organism: Gamsiella multidivaricata
Lineage: Eukaryota; Fungi; Mortierellomycota; Mortierellomycetes; Mortierellales; Mortierellaceae
Product: PDZ-binding protein
Exons: 4
Coding region: 33-347 (104 amino acids)
Biological process (GO): cytoplasmic microtubule organization
Molecular function (GO): microtubule binding
Source: RefSeq, a predicted model, not a curated record
CAUUCAUCCUCUUCAUACAACGCUCAUUCAUCAUGGUUUGUGCAAAGUGCGAAAAGAAGCUGUCGAAAGUGAUUUGUCCUGACAAGUGGAAAGAUGGUGCAAGAAACACCACCGUCGGCACCUCCUCCACAGCAGGACGUAAGCUCGGUGAAAACAAACUUCUGAGCAAAAAAAGAGUGACCGCAAAGUUUAACCCAUAUGCGAAUUCAAAGUGUAAGACAUGUAAAUCAAACGUGCACCAGGAUGGAGCUAUGUAUUGUCAAGGUUGCGCAUAUAAGCAGGGGCAAUGUGCGCUUUGUGGAGUAGCCAUCCUCGACACAUCCAAGUACAAAAUGUCGGCCAAGUAGUGCAGGAAUAUCAAAAUCCAAUUUUGGACACCUCAAGGCGACAACAUAUUCAGUUGGCAUGGAUUACAUAUCGCAGCGUGCAGCAGCAACACCGAACGAAGCGCAAAAUACCAAAAAUAAAAACUGUACAGUAUUAUGAGAGGAUGAGACACAUCGUAGAAUGAUUUAGCUGUGGGCUGAAUGAACCACUGGCCGAUCCUACAAUGCAGAAGCCACUCCACUGCCCAUAA